AUGUCUGUGCAACCGUUUUCGGACGAAGAUCUCGCCCAUAGACCUUCCAUCAACUCGCCGUUUGUCGAGCAUGUGCCUCCAACACUUGAGCGCGCUGCCAACCGCCUAAGCUUCCCCCCAUCAUAUGUCGUAGUCGGCGCGUACCGUUUGAUCACGGAUAAGUCAAUACUUGUGCCCGUAUGGAAGAAGAGCCAGCACGGGUUUGUGCGCGGUCUGGGUAUUAGCGCGGCAUGGGCAGCUCUCACCUUCAAUAUUCAACGCGGACUCGUGAGGCUCUUCUGGAUGAAAUCGCCCAAAGUCCUAGGACUGCAAUCUGAAACUAUCUUUGGCUACCGGCCCCCAUUCGACCUGGCUACACUCGCAACCUUAGUAUUCGUCGCAACACAAGCAUCAACGCUCAUCGCCUAUUUUCUACGCCGCAAUCUUCAGGUAGCGCGCACCCGAGCCUGGGACCAGACAGUGAAGUCGAGGCAUAAGGGCAUCGACUUCUUUCAACCUUACGUCGAAGAGUGGGAGACCCCGCCCGUUGUGAACGAAGACGAAUGGGCCGCUCUGGCCAUCGCACGUGGACACAUCCUUCGGCUAACUGUCAAGAAAGCGGUUCUCAUGGCUGUUCGCUAUACAGUUCCAUUCGCUGGCUUCCUUAUUUCUGCUUGGUUCAAGGCUAUGGAUACCUCAAGUUACCUUCACCGGCCUUAUUUUGAAGCGAAGAAGAUGAGCAAGCACGAGAUCGCUACAUUCAUUGCGGAACACAAAUGGGACUACCGCGGGUUCGGAUUCGCUGCGGCUUUAGUUGAAAGUUUACCUAUCAUCGGCCUGUUCUUCUCCGUGUCGAACAGGAUCGGCGCGGCUAUGUGGGCUUUUGACCUUGAGAAGCGUCAACACUACGUAGCUGAAGAGAAGCGCAAGCGUCUUCAGUGA
Molecule: messenger RNA, 921 nt
Organism: Peniophora sp. CBMAI 1063
Lineage: Eukaryota; Fungi; Basidiomycota; Agaricomycetes; Russulales; Peniophoraceae
Source: the annotation of a GenBank genome assembly